Molecule: messenger RNA, 2592 nt
Organism: Acytostelium subglobosum LB1
Lineage: Eukaryota; Evosea; Eumycetozoa; Acytosteliales; Acytosteliaceae
Exons: 4
Coding region: 1-2592 (863 amino acids)
Biological process (GO): mRNA catabolic process
Cellular component (GO): exosome (RNase complex); P-body
Molecular function (GO): RNA binding; 3'-5'-RNA exonuclease activity
Source: RefSeq, a predicted model, not a curated record
AUGUCAUACCUGCGAGCAGAGAGAAAGGUUCACACUGACGCUGCCACCGCUACUGCUGCGCAAUCAGACUCAUUGACAAACACAAGCACAAGUACAUCAACUGACCCACUCAGGAUUAUGGAGGAUCGACUGCAACAAGAGCUGACGAGGGAUGGACGCGAGAGACGACCAUUCGACGUGCGAUUCGAACCAGAGAGCGGUGACAUCAUCGCUUUUUAUAAUGAUCGAUUCAACUCUGUGGAGAUGGCAAUUGUGAGCAAGGUGUAUCCUAAUGGAUACCUGGUGUUGGGCUUCAACGACAAGUUUAUAACAUCCAAGAGCACACUUUGUGUCACGAUACCUACGGGCAACGAGACCACACUGCAAUACAUCAUGAAGACGAUCAACGACAAGAUUGCUGACAACAAGAUGCUUCCAUUCGACGUGGAUAGGCACGUCUACAAGCGAGAGAUACUGAGCGAUCCUUUGGAGUGGCACUCCUACCAGAACCAUCCGCUGCGAGUCCAAUUUGACAACAUCCUUCACUACUUCAAGGAGCUCAACGUGCGCACGCGCAAGUCAUGGGACGUCUACAACAUUCAGAACACGUACAGACAGCCACACAGCGGCGUGUCCUUCUAUGACAGUCGGGUCUGGUCACGUGAUCAAUCACACACCGAUCACAUACCAAUAUACUCAUUGAUCAACAAUCAGCUUGCCACCAACAAGGAGGCCAGUACCAAUAUCCUUCAAGAGAUCUUCUAUUCAUUGGACGUCUACAGGAAGAUCAGUUGGAAUGCCACCUCAAUGAUCAUGACCAGCAGGUCAGACUUUUGUUGUCUCACAGAGCAAAGGUCCAGAUACUUGGGAUCAAUAAUCAAUGCAAUGAAACAUGAUUCAACAGAUUUGUGGAUCGUUGCAAAGUACUUACUUGGAUUGGUUGUGGACAAUGGAGGAAUGAUUAGUGUCAAGGGUAGAGAGCUAAUGGCCGAUGCAUCGGUGCCCACAAUCAUGGACCAUGAUCAGUUUAUUGACAAGGAAACUGGAAAACAAUACGUCAAUCACGCUUCGUUGAGGAUGUGCUUUGGCUAUAUACAGUUGGGUAUCAAAGAGCUGGCGGCAUACUCGCGCGAACAAAACUUUGGACAAAUGGUGUACACCAAGCUUGGCAAGAUGGGCAUCAACGACAAGACCAUCGCAGCACUGCGGACCCUGCUCUAUCCAAAGUUGAACGUCAUCGAGGAGAAGCUGCGCACACACAGCAACCUCAUCAUCCAAGAUCCACCAUUCCUCCUCAGCGAUCAGAAGAGAGUGUUGUCUCAGAUCACGCAUCAGACCAGACCAUUGGCCAAGCGAAUCACCCAGUUGUCAUUGGCGAUUGAUGAUGUAAAGACAAAGGAUGUUGAUGACGCCAUUGGAAUCAUUCAAGAGGGACAAGACCUCUACUGUGUUGUUCACAUUGCUGACGUGUCAGCCUUUAUCGAAGCAUCAUCAUCAAUGGACUCUUGGGGAUUACUCAAGACUUCAUCAGUGUACCUUCCAACUCAGACACACUUCAUGUUACCAGAAGACUUCUCGCUCAAGGUUGGACUGGCAGGUGGCCGCACAAAUCAUUGCAUGUCAUUCAAGUUUAGGAUAACGGAUGAUGGUGAACUGGUCGACCCAGAUAUAUUUGUAUCGGACAUUGAGAACAUGCAGCGAACGACUUACAAGGACGUCGACAACUAUUUCAAGAGCAAGGGCGAAUCAAAGUACACGCCAGAUCAACAACAGAUGUUGGACAGAUUGCAUCAUUUUGCACGUAUUCGUCGCCAGAGACGCGAGUCGGAGAUCAAAGCUGGUAUAAUCCUGCCCAAGCCAGAGAUCGAGGUCAACAAGGACAAUGGACACAUCUCACUCAAGUUCCAGGAUCCCAACUCCAUAUCCCAGCUCAUCGUCUCAGAGAUGAUGAUCAGCGCCAACAACACUGCCGCUCUAUUUGCCAAGAACAAUCAGCUGGCCAUCCCAUUCAGAAUGCAGAAGAAUAGUAGCAUUGCCGACUAUCCAUGGCAGUGUCUGGACCAAUACCAUCCCAUCGCACUGUCAUCACAGCUGGCCAGUUUGACACCGCCCGCCGACAUGUCUACCGAGCACUCCUUCCACUCUAGUCUGGGCAUUGACUACACAUGGGCAUCAUCACCAAUACGUCGCUACAGUGACAUUUUGGUACAUCGCCAGAUCAGGAGUGCGCUUGCCAAGCAAGGUCCGGCCUACGAUCGUCCGGCCCUCGACAAAAUGGUCGUCAAUCUUGAUCGCAACUACAAGCAUCUAAAGAGGACCAGCAGAGCAAACCACAAUCAAUGGAUGCUCAAGUAUCUUAGACAAGAGGGAUCGAGAUAUUAUAGCGCGGUACUGUUACCGGAUACGAUUGGAAAGAAGUCACAUAGGUUCUUGAUGAUCGAUUUGAAUAUGAUGGUGCCAUCACAUGACUUGGACAUUGAUUGUAUACCAAUCAAUGAGAUUGUCCAGAUCUAUGCUGAUGUCUCCAGCGAUGGAUAUACACGCUUCCAUCACGAUCCAUCAGUAAUCAAUCAAAAGAGGAUGAAGAACUACAAUGCCGCCAUCACCCAAUAA